Molecule: messenger RNA, 1630 nt
Organism: Zea mays
Lineage: Eukaryota; Viridiplantae; Streptophyta; Magnoliopsida; Poales; Poaceae
Exons: 5
Coding region: 333-1526 (397 amino acids)
Molecular function (GO): minor groove of adenine-thymine-rich DNA binding
Source: RefSeq, marked provisional
AUCUUGAUCUCAUCUCCUAUCUUCUUCCUCCUAGAUUCUUUCUUCCGCGCGCCCUCUCUCUCUCUCUCCUUCCUGCCUUCUGCCUGCGGGCGGCCCAUGUCCGUGGCGCCCCUCCUGCCCUGCGAGCUGCUUCUCCAGCGAAAAGGUUGCUGCGCCUUGACGCACCACCGAUCCACCGCCGCCCAACCCGAGCGUUCUGUCCGGCAGCUAGGUAGCGAGCUGCGCGGUGGCUGCGACCGGAAGCAGGGAGGGGAACAGGGCAGCGAACGCCCGGCGAUUGCCUUGCUUGCCUGUGUGCUCCGGCCGGCGCGAGUUGGUCGGUCGUUCCAUGCAUGGAUGACAAGGAACUUAUCUCACAGUCCGACCUGCAGUCAUUCUACCAGCAGCAGCAGCAGCACCACCGGGCCUUCGGCGGCGGCGGCGGCGGGCAGCAUAGCCCGUCCUCGCUGGCCGGGAUGCACUCCGUCAUUCGCCCCAUGCCCAACAUGAACAUGAGCCCGUCGGCGAUCCUUAACUCUAUCGGCGGGGGCUCCUUCACCGGUAUGCAGUUCCAAAUGGACCCGCCGCCGCCACCAUUGCUGCACACCGCCGCCAUGGGUGCCUCGGCUCCUACCUCCACCCCCGGUGCCGUCCCCGCGGCCCCCACGGAGCCGGUCAAGCGCAAAAGAGGGAGACCGCGCAAAUACGGUCCCGACGGCACCAUGAAGCAGCAGCAGCUCGUCGCCGCACAGCCAAGGAUAGGGCCGUCUGGUCCCAACAUGAUCAGCAGCGCCGGGAUAGAGGACUCUUCGCAGAAGAAGCGGCGCGGCCGGCCGCCGGGCACCGCCAAGAAGCAUCAGCCCUCGCCCUCUCAAGGCAAUGCGUUCGCCGGUUCAGCUGGAACGAGCUUCACUCCGCACAUCAUCACGGCGUCUCCUUCAGAGGACGUGGCGGCGAAGAUCGUCGCGUUCGCCACCCAGUCGUCAAGGGCGGUGUGCGUGCUCUCGGCGAUGGGCUCCGUCUCCAGGGCCGUCCUCCGCCACCCGGCCGACGGCUCUCCCAUGGCGAGGGUUCACGCGUCGCCGCAGCCGUACAACAACAGCCCAGCCAUCUACGAGGGGUUCUACGAGAUCAUGAGCCUAACCGGCUCGUACAACCUGGCCGAGGGCUCACAACAAGAACAGUGCCAGGGCCAGGGCCAGCCGAGCGGCGGGCUCAGCGUCACGCUCUGCAGCCCUGAGAGGAAUGUGAUCGGAGGUGUUUUGGGCGGCCCACUGGUAGCUGCAGGAACCGUGCAGGUGGUACUGGGGAGUUUUCACCAAGGAGGGUCGAAAUCCAAGUCCAAGAAAGGCGGGAAGCAGCAGCAGGCGCCGGCGCCGGCGGCCGCCUUCAGUUCCGACUCGCUCACCGGCGGCCAGGAGGCGUCGCCCAGCUCUGGGCACAACCAAAAUCUAACGCCGCCGCCGCCGCCGCCCUCCGUGACGGGAGGGUGGCCCACCUCCGGGAUGUUUGACACCAGCAUUGAUAUCAACUCAUCUAGAGGAUAGCUCAUUUCAUUUGUCGAUAAUUCCAGCCCUCGAGAAAUUUUCUGUUCUCGCACAAGAAUGAUCGAAACCAUACUUCGAAAUAGAUUAUUCGGUUUCUCCCUUUU